This is a messenger RNA of Ostrinia furnacalis (Asian corn borer), 584 nucleotides long. RefSeq lists its product as uncharacterized. The transcript has a single exon. Lineage: Eukaryota; Metazoa; Arthropoda; Insecta; Lepidoptera; Crambidae. Bases 231 to 584 code for a protein of 117 amino acids. The record is from RefSeq and is a predicted model, not a curated record.
UUAAAAUUAUUGUUCUAGUGGGAGGUAGUCCUAAGUUUAGUUUUAUAACUGUGCCGUGUACCUACUUUUGUAUGGUCGUUCAUUCUCGAAUACAAGCCGCAAUAGUAAGACGUGUGUUUCAUUGCUCUCCAUUAGGCUCAUCCAGUGCAUAGUUAGGUUACCUAUAUUACCUACAUACUCUUCAGUGGCGACAGGAACGAUUACAAACCUACGCGUGUGUAAUAAAAAUCAUGGCGAUUGGUAAAAUAGCUGAGUUCGACUUGCACAAGGACGACUGGAAGUUAUACGUGGAACGUCUAGAACAGUAUUUUCUCGCAAAUAGCAUCGCUAGCAACUUACAAGUGCCGACAUUAAUUACUGUGAUGGGUGCUGAAAGUUAUGAAUUAUUAGUGAAUUUGUGUACGCCCGAAAAACCGAAGUCAAAGACAUUUUUAGAACUCACGGAAAUUAUGACUAAGCAUCUGCAACCCAAGCCGAGCAUUUUAGCAGAAAGAUACAAGUUCAGAAACAGAAAACAGAAGCCUGAUGAAAGUAUUGCAGAAUAUAUGGCGGUUUUGAAAAGAAUGUCGAAUGUCGUAGGUUAA